Messenger RNA from Caenorhabditis sp. 36 PRJEB53466, 1014 nucleotides. The record is from the annotation of a GenBank genome assembly. NCBI's taxonomy places the organism in Eukaryota, Metazoa, Nematoda, Chromadorea, Rhabditida, Rhabditidae.
AUGGAACUAACCGAUAUUACUUUCGAACUGCGACUCUACGGGAACCUAACUACUUACCAAGGAAAACAAGGAUCUUUAACAGUCGAUGAAUGUGACCUGUAAGAAAACUGAAUCGCUUUUUCCGUUCUUCAACAUUGAAUCCAUUCUUUUCAGGACUCUAAACUCAUUCGUUUCAUCGGAAACUCUAAAAUUAUUACUAAUAUUCAAUUCUUGCUCUCAUCAAUCGAAUCUAACCUAUGACGCUGUAAUUUCUCUGGAAAAGACUAACUGGACUCACGAAGCGUCAAUUGGGACCAAUUUUCCACUUGUCACUUGUGACAUCCCCAUCGACGGACCGGACUUCGAUGUCACUCUGCACAUCAGAUUGAAUUGCUCUCAUUCGAGCAAAGUGCCAUAUUCGGCAAAAAACCACAAUUUUCUACACCAAAUUGGACAACAAGCGUCUGAAGUGAUUACACGCGUCACGGUAUGAGAAAAGUGUUUAAGUCCGCUAAUGUACCAAUGUUUGUUUACAGCAGAAAAUGAGCAAAAAUGAGCAGGUGCUCACCGACAACAGUGUGCAAGAACAACUCGCUGAUGCAAUGUUUGAAAGAGGCGAAAAAGUGUUCGCCGACAAAAAAGGAGUUUUUUUUUUUGAGAAGAAGUCGGCGUUCGCUGGUUGGCUUCGAAACAGCCUUCCAGUACUCUGAUCCAAACGGAGACCUAGUCUUCCGUCCCUCGCACCCUCUUCACGUGAACAUCAUCGGCUGCAGGCAGAUCGUAACAAUUGUAAUCUGCAAUAACUCAACUGUUCAAUACAAGUUUGAACUUAAAACAAGAGGAUUUCCAAUUGUGCAACAAGGGAAGAACGAUAAAGUGAUCGAAGGGCAGGCAAUCGCUGCAAUCGACGUCGAGUUUCCGCUUCAUAUUGACGAACAAUCGAAGAGUGUUUUCAUAAUGAUCAACUACAAGGCAACUAUCCCGGACAAGACGAAGCCUAACGGACGCACUUAUUUGGCGAUCAGCUAUUCAUAA